AUGGGCUUGCCGCGGGAGUUCCGGGUGCGCAAGAUGGUGGCCCUGACGAGGCGUUACCACAAGGAUGACGACUCUCUGGCGGUCGCGCAGGUGCAGGAGGAGUGGAAGCACAGCAUCGACCCCGCUCAAGCCAUUGACCAGCACCCGCUGGCCAAGAGCACGCGCAUCAACAUCAAGUAUCGGCACUACCGGGAGAGCUUACACCCCAAGUCCCUGUCUCGGUGCAGCUGCGGGAUCCAGCUCGUUUUCCGGUGCGUGCAGCGGAAGAAGACCCGAGGCAGAUACAUGUGGAUGUGA
Messenger RNA from Lasiosphaeria miniovina, 297 nucleotides. RefSeq lists its product as uncharacterized. The record is from RefSeq and is a predicted model, not a curated record. Gene Ontology annotation, biological process: DNA alkylation repair; DNA repair. Gene Ontology annotation, molecular function: dioxygenase activity. The transcript is spliced from 2 exons. Lineage: Eukaryota; Fungi; Ascomycota; Sordariomycetes; Sordariales; Lasiosphaeriaceae. Gene Ontology annotation, cellular component: nucleus. Bases 1 to 297 code for a protein of 98 amino acids.